AUGGCGGCUGUGGAUAUCCGAGAUAACCUGCUGGGAAUCUCAUGGGUUGACAGUGCCUGGAUCCCCAUUUUGAACAGUAGUAGUGUCCUGGAUUACUUUUCAGAAAGAAGCAACCCUUUCUAUGACAGGACAUGCAACAAUGAAGUAGUCAAAAUGCAGAGACUAACAUUAGAACACUUGAAUCAGAUGGUUGGAGUGGAAUACAUCCUUCUCCACGCUCAAGAACCAAUUCUUUUUAUUAUUCGUAAGCAGCAACGGCAGUCACCUACUCAAGUUAUCCCUCUAGCUGAUUAUUACAUCAUUGCUGGAGUGAUUUAUCAGGCACCAGACUUGGGCUCAGUUAUAAAUUCCAGAGUGGUAAUAUUUCUUUCUGUUUUUUCUAAGCUUACUGCAGUGCAUGGCAUUCAGUCAGCUUUUGAUGAAGCUAUGUCAUACUGUCGAUAUCAUCCCUCCAAAGGAUAUUGGUGGCAUUUCAAGGAUCAUGAAGAGCAAGAUAAAGUCAAACCUAAAGUCAAGAGGAAAGAAGAACCAAGCUCUAUUUUCCAGAGACAGCGUGUGGAUGCCUUACUUUUAGAUCUCAGACAAAAAUUUCCACCUAAAUUUGUACAGCAAAAGUCUGGAGAAAAACCUGUCCCAGUGGAUCAAACAAAGAAAGAUCUAGAACCUUUACCGGAAGCUGUCAAAUCUGAUGAGAAAGAGACUACCGAGCAUACCCAACAGACAGUAAGCACAAAAGGCCCCCCUGAGAAACGGAUGAGACUCCAGUGA
Molecule: messenger RNA, 768 nt
Organism: Elephantulus edwardii (Cape elephant shrew)
Lineage: Eukaryota; Metazoa; Chordata; Mammalia; Macroscelidea; Macroscelididae
Gene: MED6
Product: mediator complex subunit 6
Exons: 7
Coding region: 1-768 (255 amino acids)
Biological process (GO): regulation of transcription by RNA polymerase II
Cellular component (GO): core mediator complex; mediator complex
Molecular function (GO): transcription coactivator activity
Source: RefSeq, a predicted model, not a curated record